Molecule: messenger RNA, 1791 nt
Organism: Indicator indicator
Lineage: Eukaryota; Metazoa; Chordata; Aves; Piciformes; Indicatoridae
Gene: TRAM1
Product: translocation associated membrane protein 1
Exons: 11
Coding region: 42-1169 (375 amino acids)
Biological process (GO): SRP-dependent cotranslational protein targeting to membrane, translocation; protein insertion into ER membrane
Cellular component (GO): endoplasmic reticulum membrane
Source: RefSeq, a predicted model, not a curated record
GCGGGGAGGCGGCAGCGGCGGCGCCCAGCUCCCUGCCCGCCAUGGCGAUCCGCAAGAAGAGUAACAAGAACCCGCCGGUGCUGAGCCACGAGUUCAUCGUGCAGAACCAUGCAGACAUCGUGUCGUGCAUGGCCAUGAUCUUCCUGCUGGGACUUAUGUUCGAGAUCACAGCCAAGGCAGCAGUCAUCUUCGUUACACUUCAGUACAACGUCACCAUUCCUGCCACAGGUAGGUGUCUGCAGGGGGAAACAAUCUCUCUCUAUCACUAUGGCAUCAAGGACUUGGCUACCAUUUUCUUUUACAUGCUUGUAGCAAUAAUCAUACAUGCUAUAAUCCAGGAGUACGUGCUGGAUAAAAUUAACAGGAAAAUGCACUUCUCAAAAACAAAGCACAGCAAGUUCAAUGAGUCUGGGCAGCUCAGUGCAUUCUACCUGUUCUCCUGCAUCUGGGGCACCAGCAUCCUGGUCUCUGAGAACUACAUAUCAGACCCAACCUCCCUGUGGAGGGACUAUCCACACACUCUGAUUCCGUUUCAAAUGAAGUUUUUCUACAUCUUACAGUUGGCUUACUGGUUCCAUGCUUUUCCAGAGCUGUACUUCCAGAAAACUAAAAAAGAGGACAUCCUUCGCCAGAUUGUCUACAUUGGACUUUAUCUCUUUCAUAUUGCUGGAGCCUAUCUCCUGAACCUGACCCAUCUUGGACUUGUUCUUCUGGUGCUGCAUUACUUUGUUGAGUUUCUUUUCCACAUAUCUCGUCUGUUCUACUUCAGUGAUGAAAGAUACCAGAAAGGGUUUUCACUGUGGGCAGUUCUCUUUGUGUUGGGGAGGCUUCUCACCUUGAUCCUCUCAGUCCUCACUUUUGGCUUUGGACUGGCAAGAGCAGAAGAUCAGCAGCUGAACUUCAGUACUGGGAACUUCAACAUCCUGGCUGUUAGGAUCAGUGUGCUGGCCUCCAUCUGCAUGGCUCAGGCCUUUAUGAUGUGGAAGUUCAUCAAUUUUCAGCUUCGGAGGUGGAGAGAGCAUUCUUCUUCUCAGGCCCAGACAGUGAAAAAGAAGUUUGUAGCAGCUAAAGGAAAGUCCUCCAGAAAAGAAAGAGAGAACGGGAUCAACGGGACAGUGACCUCCAAUGGAGCAGACUCUCCCCGCAGCAGGAAGGACAAAUCCUCAUAGGCUGGGGCGGUGAGGUUCAGUGACUCGUGCCCCAAAGAACCUGCUCCGUACCUGCCUGGCCCUGCAGCACCAGAAGGUGUCCUGGAUUAAAGGAAACACAAUUCAUGGGGUUUGGUUAUUGCUGUUGUUUUGAGAAACUUUUUUUAAACCCAUUUUGACUAAGGAGAAGUUUAUUUGUCGGGGAGGGGCAAAACUUUUUAAAUAACAUUGACACUUUUUUAAGCAUUUCUUGUGAUGAAAUAACCCCACUCCAUGCGGAUCACUCUUGCCAUUAUUCUUUCCUUCCAGUUUUUGUGAUGUAUACUGUUCUGCCAACUGCACUCUUCCCAGGUUCUUCAGGAAGUGUUGCAGAGUUGAAGUAAAACCUUAGUGUGUGUUUCCAGGUGCUCUGGCUUGUCACUUAAUUGCCUUGAUCCAAAGUUACAGUUCCAAUUGGCAUCCCGAGACCACACCAAGAGACCUCUAUAUUUUGUAGUUAUUAGCUGCACAAUGUCUGCUCUAAGAAUUGCCCCCUGUCAUUAAAACAAAGCUGAACUCAUUGAAAAUGUUGCAGAGUCUUCUUGUCCAGUCAGGAAUCUGUCCCAGGGAGCACCAAACCUGUGUGAGGUGGAACUUUAGAGGG